UCGAGUAAAGUUUUGAACAAUCAACCCACCUUCCACCUCCAAAAACAAAGAAACAAAGUCAAAUAUAGACAAUUCAACCAGCCUCCAUUCCAAUUCCAACCCAUUUUGCCUCACAAAAAUCGCAUGCUCUGACUAGGAAAAAUAAAUGGAAACCCUAACCUUCUCUCGCCGUCCGGUCUCAUUCAAUCCUCGUCCCUCCAGUCUCUACAGUUUCCGCCGACAAAGCCAUUCAACAUCUCUCACUCUCUUCAAUGCCCCUACGGGAAGUGUCCGUACGCUCAAAUGCUCAGCUUUCUCACUUCCAUCAUCAGUCGACCACUCGGUGAAGUUCAAGGAAGCUGCCAAGCAUGGGAAUUUGAUUCCAUUGUACAGGUCUAUAUUCUCAGAUCACUUAACUCCGGUCCUCGCUUACCGGUGUUUGGUUAAGGAAGAUGACAGAGAAGCCCCUAGCUUUCUGUUCGAGUCGGUUGAGCCGGGUUUGACGGUUUCCAAUGUUGGGCGAUAUAGUGUAAUUGGGGCACAGCCAACAAUGGAAAUUGUGGCCAAAGAAAAUAUGGUUACAAUUAUGGACCACCAUGAAGGACGGAGGACAGAGGAGUUUGUGGAGGAUCCAAUGGUUGUUCCUCAGAGGAUUAUGGAGAAAUGGAAACCUCAACGUAUCAAUGAGCUCCCUGAAGCAUUUUGUGGUGGAUGGGUAGGUUAUUUCUCGUAUGAUACUGUGCGUUAUGUAGAGAAGAAAAAGCUGCCAUUCUCAAACGCCCCGGAGGAUGAUAGAAACCUUCCUGAUGUUCAUCUUGGCCUUUAUGAUGAUGUGAUAGUGUUUGAUCAUGUGGAGAAGAAAGCAUAUGUGAUACACUGGGUGCGAUUGGAUCGAUUUUCCUCUGCGGAUGAGGCCUUUAAGGAUGGAAUGAAUCGGUUGGGAAGUUUAGUUUCUAGAGUACAUGAUAUAAUUCCGCCAAAGUUGGCUGCAGGUUCUAUUCAACUAUAUACUAGCCUUUUUGGGCUGUCACUGAAGGAGUCAACCAUGACAGGAAAAGAUUACCAGAAGGCAGUUUUAGAGGCUAAAGAACAUAUCCUAGCUGGGGAUAUUUUUCAGAUUGUACUAAGUCAGCGCUUUGAGCGGCGAACUUUUGCUGACCCAUUUGAGGUCUACAGAGCAUUGAGAAUUGUCAACCCAAGUCCAUAUAUGACUUAUUUACAAGCUAGAGGUUGUAUUCUGGUUGCUUCAAGUCCAGAAAUUCUUACGCGUGUGAAGAAGAGAAAGAUCACUAAUCGACCCCUUGCUGGAACUAUUAGAAGAGGGAAGACUCCUAAAGAGGAUUAUAUGAUGGAAAAACAGCUUCUGCAUGACGAAAAGCAAUGUGCGGAGCACAUUAUGCUGGUUGACUUGGGAAGGAAUGAUGUUGGAAGGGUCUCUAAACCUGGUUCUGUGAACGUUGAAAAGCUAAUGAACAUCGAACGCUAUUCCCAUGUCAUGCACAUUAGUUCCACGGUUACUGGAGAGUUACUUGAUCAUCUUACCAGUUGGGAUGUUCUACGUGCCGCGUUGCCUGUUGGAACAGUUAGCGGCGCCCCCAAGGUUCUGCAAUAUUUGAACUCUUCCCAUUAUAAGUAGCAAAUGCAUUAAGAAUUCUCUGUUGUCUAUGUAAAAUAUAGGUAUGCUCUUUGGUCUUCCCAAUACCUAGUGCCAUUCAAGCUGUCUAAUCUCAAGUCCAAAACAAAAACUGCCAAAAGCAGUAUAUCCCAAAUAUUCAAGGUAGUGGGAUAAUGCUCUAGCACUUGUUUGUAACAUGCAAUCAGCAUGCACAAAUGCAGACCUAGGUCCAAACAAGGGAAUUUGACAGAAUGCUAUUGUAGUCUCCAUCCCCUUUAGUCCACGGCAUUUACUUUAGUUGGGCCACACAAAGGCCCGUAUUUUUAUAUUGAGAAGGGGACUCAUCAUCGAGUGAAAUAUGCAUGGAAAGGGUACCGGCCCGUUCUUUGCGACAAGAGUUUGCUUAUUUUUUCGUAUAUUCAGUAACGUUGAUGCAAAGUGUAGCCUUGCAACGGUGUUUUGACAAAAUUCAUAUUGUAUUAUUGUUACACUGAAGUUAGCCAGCUAUAAAUUGUGAUACUUCACGUGACUUUAGAGCAUGUACUAAAACAUCAUAUAGUGAUUAACUUAUCAUUGUGGCCUCACGAGUAGUUCAUACGUGGUUCUUAUCAUCAGCUGUGCCGCGAUACAGGUGAAAGCCAUGGAAUUGAUUGAUCAGCUGGAAGUCACCAGGCGUGGGCCAUAUAGUGGUGGAUUUGGAGGCAUUACCUUUUCUGGUGAUAUGGACAUGGCUCUAGCUUUGAGGACCAUUGUAUUUCCAACUGGAAUACGUUAUGAUACAAUGUACUCGUACAAGGAUGCGAACAAACGACGAGAUUGGGUUGCCCACCUUCAGGCUGGGGCAGGUAUAGUGGCUGAUAGUGAUCCUGGUGAUGAGCAGAGAGAGUGUGAGAGCAAAGCUGCUGCUCUUGCCCGUGCCAUUGACCUUGCAGAGUCAUCAUUUGUUGGGAAAUAAUAUUUUUGAUCCGCCUGUAGAGCUAGUUGUGUUUUCUGGAAUUCCCAUGUGAUCGAGUAGAACCGGAAACAUGAUUUACGUGGGCGACCUCAAAUAAUUGGGAUAAAUCUUUGCUGGGUUGAGUCGAGUUGAAACUAAAAGAGAAGAUUUAAGAUGUCUCAUGUAAGGGAAAGAUUGGACACAUAAUGACUGAUUUAUCUAUAGCCUUCAAGUGGAAUGUCUUUGAGCCAAGAGUCUACAGCCUCCGACCUGCGGUUGAGUUUGGUUUGCAUCUCUUUUAUCAUCGUGGACAAAACACAUGGUAGAAAUUGAUGAGCAUUGCCUUUUUGGUGUACGAGGUUUCAGAGCCUGCUAGGUUCGAAUCAUCCUUAAAGUUUUGUUGCUAUAGCUUUGCAGUUUGUGUUUACCCCAAAAAAAGGAGGUUUUGUAGUUCUUAUGCACUCAUCUCUUUUUUAUCUUGUUUUGUUCUUCCUUUUUCUAUCAAAUAGGGAAAAACGUUCUAGGCUUCAAGAAUGUGGAUGCAACAGUAAAUUCAAUCACAUGAGGAUUUAAGGUCGUGUUGUUGGAUGAGGCUGUGGAUGGUACUGAAAAAUUUGUAUCAGUUUGGUUGAAUCAGAUUUUG
Messenger RNA from Ilex paraguariensis (yerba mate), 3171 nucleotides. NCBI's taxonomy places the organism in Eukaryota, Viridiplantae, Streptophyta, Magnoliopsida, Aquifoliales, Aquifoliaceae. The record is from the annotation of a GenBank genome assembly.